This is a messenger RNA of Orbicella faveolata, 1375 nucleotides long. RefSeq names its product pancreas transcription factor 1 subunit alpha-like. Lineage: Eukaryota; Metazoa; Cnidaria; Anthozoa; Scleractinia; Merulinidae. Gene Ontology annotation, molecular function: DNA-binding transcription factor activity, RNA polymerase II-specific; protein dimerization activity; RNA polymerase II transcription regulatory region sequence-specific DNA binding. The record is from RefSeq and is a predicted model, not a curated record. Gene Ontology annotation, biological process: regulation of transcription by RNA polymerase II; developmental process.
UUUUUCAUUUUCUCUCAUUCUGCCUUUGUUUGUCGCAUAACAGAUGACGUCAGAACAAUUUGAUGGGAAUUUUUGCCCGACCACUUGCCAAUUGAAAUGCUUGGUUUUUCGUUUGACGUCCUCGGCUGAACUCUUUGCUCUGCGAUUGCUUUGUUUUAACAAGGAGACGUCUCGCGUUUUUAUUCAUGUUUACCUUGUCAUUCAACGCGAAAGAACUUUGUUUACGGUUUCGAAGUCACAAGAGGUUACUCCGGGCUGUAGCGUUUUAGUUACCAUAUUUUAAGUAAGAUAUUCAUUGUUUGACCUGACUUCGUGAUCGAUGCUAAAAUCUGGAAGAGAAGCGAAAAAAGAGGCAAUAGAUCUUGCUUCCAAUAAAAUCUUGAUUCGAUUCAAGAAAAUUAGGCUUUUCCUAAGCUCUGAACAAUACGCGACGGCAGCAGGUUGCAUCCUCUCGACAUCAUGUAUGUCUCAUUUGCUGCUUUUUAAACGCAAAUCAAGCGUUAUGAAAUUUCGUCGUGUAUUGUAAGUUUUUACAUAGUUUUAUUAAACGUUUAACUCUCACUUAGUUGUAGUCGGCAGGAUGCCUCGCACAAUAGGAAGUGUCACAAACCUUGUAUCGAGUGAUUGUUUUUUCAUGCUCGCUCGUGAUUGGUUCGUUGGCUGCCUAAAAAUGGCUAUAAGCCGGGCGACUUGUAAGAAACGUGUGCCCACGAAACCAUUAGUUAGAUUUAAAGCCUUUCACGAGCUUCAAGUCUCCCGAAGGAAAAUCUUAAUCGUUAACAGAUGGAGAGCCCGAUCUCAUUCCGUGAAAGCCAGACACAAAUCACAAGCCAGUUUCAUUACGCCUCGGCGGAGCAUCAUGACAAGAACUUGAAACGAAAGCGAAGGAGGAAAUCCCCAACGCAGCAAAUCGCGCAACGACAUGCUGCAAACCUGCGCGAGCGGAAACGCAUGCAGAGCAUAAACGAAGCGUUCGAGGGACUUCGGCAUCACAUACCGACUCUACCUUACGAGAAGAGACUUUCUAAAGUCGACACAUUGCGGCUUGCUAUCGGUUAUAUUGGUUUUCUCACGGAAAUGAUCAGUUCGGACAUGAGCCACAGCCAAGCACUACAGCCAACAUCUUCAGAACAACCGCGAAAAGUCAUGAUCUGCCAUAGGGGCUUCGGUACUCAAGAAUACGGUCUUCCUCCAUUAACAGGGCAUUCCUUAUCAUGGACAGACUCGAAGAAGCCAAAAUUACCCUCCAGUAUAAUGAAGGCAAAAAUCUGGACCCCCGAAGACCCUAGAAUUCAUAACAAUUCAAUGUAUCCCUCGCCAUUGUAAGUUUAAGGAAAUGUUGUUCAAUUAAACUGUACGUCAAAGCAGGGAAAAA